Molecule: messenger RNA, 558 nt
Organism: Coregonus sp. 'balchen'
Lineage: Eukaryota; Metazoa; Chordata; Actinopteri; Salmoniformes; Salmonidae
Source: the annotation of a GenBank genome assembly
AUGGCAUCCUUCACCUUCGACCUGGGGCCCUCCCUCAUGAGCGAGGUGUUCGGUUUGAUUGACAGUCCCAAUGGCCACCCAGAGCCCAGCCACGCCUGGGAGGCAGAGGAGGCGGAGGAGCCAAGCGGCUCUGCGUUCGGGUUUGCGACCAAUGAAGGCUCGGAGAUGGACUCGGAGAUGGAUGCCACCACUGCCUCAUUGGUGGAUUCUCUGCUUCGAGAGGACUGUAGUAGUAGCAGGAAGAGUCCAUAUGGGAUGGAGUGGGAAGAGGAGGAAGAGGAGGCUAGGAGAACGAAUGUGGAUGGAGGUGAGCAGCAUCUUAAAGGGGCGGUGCCUGAUUUAGUGAUGGGCUCCCCCUCUAGACAGAGGCCUGCUAUGGAGAGUGAGAGGUUCCAGGGUUCCACUGAUGUGCUGGGGGUGCUCUACGGGGUUGGAGGGCUCCUGAAGGGGCAGCAGAGGAUGGAUCUGGAGGGAAAGGUGACCAUGUGCCAGACCAUGAAGAAAACCCCUUACAUUUGCAUUACACCUGAUGAGGAGGAGGAGGAAAUCAAAGUCUGA